ACUUUCGCCUAUCAAGCUGUUAAGUUAACUAUGUUCUGAUAUCUAAAUUCGCAGAGAAAGUGAAGCAAAGACGAUGGCACUCAAUUGAAAUCGAUCGAUUAGAAUUCCAAUUUGCAUAGCAGUUACUGUCGGUCUGUUUGCUUAUUUCAAGUGACACCUUUGUCGACUUUUCCCCGCAAAGGAACGAAUGACUAUCAGACAGAAGCAAUCGAGAACCGUUUAAUGAGAAAGCCAAAGAAACUUGUUGAACUUCAAGAAAAAGAAGCACACGAAGGCAGCAGAACCUGGAGGGGGAGGCAAAAACAUUUUCCAGAUAAACGGCAGUUGGAGUCGUGUGAAUAAAAGUGUGUAUUUUUUUUGUUUGUGGGUCAGGCUGUUCCUAAUUACCGUGAACUUGUUAGCGCACACAAAACGGCUGUAAAAUGACCAAAGUGAGGUAAUAAACGCGGCGAAUUAACGAGAAACCCGAGUGAAUAAUGUCCAAGCUGGUUAAGAGAAUACGCAGCAUGAUCAAUCCGAGCAGCCAGCGGGAUCGCGAAGAUACCACCUCGGUAUCCACUUCAGAGGGUUUCGGUUCUCGCAGGAAGUGCCACUCAUUGCCCCGAAGGAGCAAUAGACACCUGACCGCUCGACGAUCGAAUAGCGGUCUGUGGAAUCGACUGGUCACCAAUGUCUUUGGACCGGAAGAUUCGUAUGACUUUGAUAACGAUGGCGACAGUGGUGGUGCCAUAUUUUACACCGAUUCGGUUAACGGGUCGAACUAUGAGAUAUCUGCAGAAGGCGAAUACAUAAAGCAUCCCGUUCUGUACGAACUCAGUCACAAAUAUGGUUUCACAGAAAAUCUGCCGGAGAGCUGUAUGUCCAUACGGCUGGAAGAGAUCAAGGAGGCUAUUCGGCGGGAGAUCCGCAAGGAACUGAAAAUCAAGGAGGGCGCCGAGAAGCUCCGCGAGGUGGCCAAGGAUCGACGAUCCCUCAGCGAUGUCGCCGUUCUCGUCAAGAAGAGCAAAAGUAAGCUUGCCGAGCUGAAGUCCGAGUUGCAGGAGCUCGAAAGUCAAAUCCUUCUGACAUCGGCCAAUACCGCCGUUAAUAGCAAUGGACAAGAAUCGAUCACUGCCUGCAUAGACCCCAAUGGGGGUUUCUUGGUCAGCGGUGCGGUUGGUGGCUUGGGCGGCGGAAACAAGGCUCUGGAGGGCGGCGUACCGGCCACUGCCAAUGACAAAGUGCUUGCCUCGCUGGAGAAGCAGCUGCAGAUCGAGAUGAAGGUGAAGACCGGGGCGGAAAACAUGAUCCAGUCGCUUGGCAUCGGAUGCGACAAAAAGCUGCUGGCGGAAGCCCACCAGAUGUUGGCCGACUCGAAGGCCAAGAUAGAGUUUUUGCGCCUGCGCAUCAUCAAGGUGAAGCAGAAUCGCGAACAGGCCGAUCGCCUCAAGGCCUCGCGCCAAAUGAUCGACGAGCACGGUCAGACGAUCGGCGGGAACAACAGCAGCCAGCCGCAGAGCCUGGAGACGACUCUGGAGGAGCGGAUUGAGGAGCUCCGCCAUCGACUACGGAUCGAAGCAGCCGUCGUCGAUGGAGCCAAAAAUGUUAUCCGCACGCUGCAGACGGCGAUUAGGGCACCAGACAAGAAGGCUUUGCAGGAGGCCCAUGGACGUUUGUCGGAAUCGUCGCGAAAACUAGAUCUCUUGCGCUACUCCUUGGAUCUACGACGCCAGGAGCUGCCCGCUGAUUCGCCCGCCGCCCAACUAUUAAAAACGGAGCUGCAGAUCGUCCAGCUAUCGACCUCCCCAGCUCCUGUCACCUACACGUCACUGCAAUCCGGACAAGCGGGCAUACUCGGUGGAAAGCCGUACCAGUCGGUGUCCUCGCUUGGACGCUGUGCCAGUGUCACCGGAAAACUUGAGGUUCGCUUGCUGGGCUGCCAAGAUUUGCUGGAAGAUGUGCCUGGCAGAUCAAGGAGGGACAAGGACAACAAUUCCAGUCCGGGUGAUUUAAGAAGCUUUGUCAAGGGCGUCACCUCGCGCAGCAGUUCAAAGAGCUAUUCGGUAAAGGAUGAGACCUCCAUUGAGAUCAUGGCGGUCAUCAAGCUUGACAAUAUUACCGUGGGCCAGACAUCGUGGAAGCCAUGCUCGCAGCAGGCCUGGGAUCAGCGCUUCUCCAUCGAUCUAGACCGGUCGCGUGAACUGGAGAUUGGAGUUUACUGGCGCGACUGGCGAUCUCUGUGCGCCGUAAAGGUACUGCGCCUUGAAGAGUUCAUCGACGAUGUGCGACAUGGCAUGGCAUUGCAGCUGGAGCCACAAGGUCUGCUAUUUGCAGAGGUCAAGUUCUUAAACCCAAUGAUUUCACAGAAGCCAAAGCUGAGGCGCCAGCGUAUGAUCUUCAACAGGCAGCAGGCGAAAAACAUCUCGCGAGCCAAGCAGAUGAACAUCAAUGUAGCCACUUGGGGCCGCCUGCUCAAGCGGAAUGCUCCUAAUCAUGUGCACAUGGGAUCGGUAGGAUCUGGAUCUUCUAUAACCGGUAGUUCUCCUAUGGUGGUUGGUGGGUCUCGCGACUCUGAGUCGCCCAUUUCGAGAACUCCCUCAUCCGACGCACUGGCGGAACCAGAGCCCUACACGCCAGGAGAACAGGCACAGAACUUGGAAUUCGAUCCUGAUGCAGGUAUUAAUGAACACGUGGAGACCCCCGGUGAAUACCCGGAUCCGGCGGCCAGCGGUCUGAGCGGAAUGCGACCUCUGUCCAUGCACAUGCAAGGAAUCAGUGUCUUGCCCCCGGAAUCGCCACCCGUUUCCGCCGGAGCAGCUGGACGGCCCAAUACGCUCAGCUUACAGAUGCCAGGUGCCAGCAAGGGACAGGUGAUCCAAGGCGGCCGAACUGCAGCUCCUACAACAGCGCCACCGCCACCACCCGUGCUCAAGUCGACUUCCACCACUCCGAUAUUGGACCAAGAGCUGCAGGAUGCCCUGCAUGAAUUCGAUUUCCUGUCGGACCUGGACUCACGUCCCACUACGCUGCGUAGACUGCUGAAGGAGCAGAACAUGUCGCUGGAUGCCGGGGCGCUGGAGAACCUGCUGCUACAACAGCAGCAGACUGAGCAGCAGGCGCUGCAGCAGCGCCAGCGCCAGGAGCAGUUGCGUCUGCAGCAGUUCCAGGAGGCGCAGCGCCAGGCGGUCCUGGAUUUGUGCGUGAAACAGAGAGAGUCCGAGGAGCAGACAUCACCCACCCUUGCCAACCAAACGUCGUCGUACCCACCGCUUGCCAACCAAACGCCGUCGUUCCCACCGCUUACCAGCAAUCAGAUCAUGCCAAGCUUAAAUGCCCGCCCCAGCCAAAGCCAAAGCCGAAGCACAAACCACAAUGAAUUUCAGUUGCAGCAGCACCCACAUCCCGCCCAGAAAUCGACGAAUCCCGAACCAUCGUCCGCUGUGGAACAGCAGCUGCACCGGCCGGUCCUAAUCCUGCCGCCCGUGGUGCUCCUGGGUGGUCGGGAGGAGGACCGAUCGGUGCCACCAUCGCCACUAGUCGAGUAUCCCGAGGACGACGACGAGUAUCUGUACCGGGGCAGCAACGAAAACCUGGGCACCCGGUUGCACUCCAGCCACAGCUCCAGUGCCGGCGAUCGUUUCUGUGUGGAGGCCCGUAUUAGUCUUGUACAUAUUACCCUCGAACCGAUCAAUGCCAGCCGGACGACUAGUUGCCUGAUCGAGGAGGUAGCUGAGCCGGAUUCACAGCCGGAGAUUAAGCCGGUGGCAGAAGCGCAGGCUGUCAAAGUAUCCGAAGCUUGUGUCGAAAGUAUUCUCCUCGAGACAGUUGAAAAGUUAGAAACAGCAGACCAGGUCCAGCAGGUUAUACCACAGUUGGGAAAGCUUUACGUGGGCAGCAGCCAGCAGCAGUAUGCGCAGCAGUCUUCGCCAAUCAUCCAGGAGCCACCUACUCCUACUAUUUACGGAAACAGUACCGCUGCUGGUGCGCCGCAGUUCCCGCAGCCCGCCCAAAGGCAAGAGAAACAGCCUCCACAGCAGCAGCCCAUCUAUGCUAACCAGUAUGAGCUGAAUGUGGCCAAGGCGGCAGCAGCAGCUUCUGCUUUCUCACUCAGCUCCUCCACCACCAGCAACUCCAACCAACAGCAGCAGCGCAGGAAUGUGGCCCGUGGCCUGCAAUAUCGUGAAUCCGGAGGACUCGAGACCGGCCGGGCUGGAAAGCAGCCGCCCAAUGCAGGCAUGUUGUCAAUGGACAACUUUCGUUUGCUAAGCGUUCUGGGACGCGGCCACUUUGGCAAGGUGAUCCUGUCCCAAUUACGCAGCAACAAUCAGUACUACGCCAUUAAGGCGCUGAAGAAGGGAGAUAUCAUCGCCCGCGACGAAGUGGAGUCCCUGCUUAGCGAAAAGCGCAUCUUUGAGGUGGCCAACGCCAUGCGCCAUCCGUUCUUAGUUAACUUGUAUUCCUGCUUCCAGACUGAGCAACACGUAUGCUUUGUGAUGGAAUACGCUGCUGGCGGUGAUUUAAUGAUGCACAUCCACACGGACGUGUUCCUAGAGCCAAGAGCCGUUUUCUACGCCGCAUGUGUUGUUCUGGGCCUGCAGUACCUGCACGAAAACAAGAUCAUCUACCGGGACCUGAAGCUCGACAAUUUGCUAUUGGACACGGAAGGAUAUGUCAAGAUUGCGGACUUUGGUUUGUGCAAGGAAGGCAUGGGCUUCGGUGAUCGCACGGGCACUUUCUGUGGCACGCCCGAGUUUCUGGCACCGGAAGUGCUCACGGAAACUUCAUAUACUCGAGCUGUGGAUUGGUGGGGUUUGGGUGUGUUGAUCUUUGAGAUGUUGGUUGGUGAGUCCCCAUUCCCUGGUGACGAUGAGGAGGAAGUAUUUGAUUCAAUUGUCAACGAUGAGGUGCGCUAUCCGCGUUUCCUCUCGCUGGAGGCCAUAGCCGUGAUGCGUAGGCUUUUGCGCAAGAAUCCAGAGAGACGUCUAGGAUCCUCGGAACGGGAUGCGGAGGAUGUUAAGAAACAGGCAUUCUUCCGGUCGAUAGUGUGGGAUGACCUGCUGCUGCGAAAGGUUAAACCACCAUUCGUGCCUACAAUUAACCACUUGGAGGAUGUGUCAAACUUUGACGAGGAGUUCACGUCGGAGAAGGCUCAGUUAACACCACCGAAGGAGCCGCGACACUUGACAGAGGAGGAGCAGGUGCUCUUCCAGGACUUUUCGUACACGGCCGAAUGGUGUUAGGAGCUCGUUGUAGUUCAAGGGUUUACCAAUGGGCCUAGCCCAAUCCAUACAGCCCUUGAUUUUUGCUUUUACUUGUGUACGAAAUUGGUUUCGAGUAAUUUUACUUGGCUUAGUUGAUGUGAGUUCAAUAUUUAUACAUAAAGACAGAAUGAUCAUACAGAUACAGGACAUAUAUAUCUAUAACUAUAUCUAUAUAGAAAAUACAUCUACUAAUGAGAGAACUUUUGAGUGUUGCUCACUGGCCGAGAGACCAAUAUAAACCAAAAUACCUAGUUGUCCACAUUGUGGAAGAGCAAGCAUUUGUCAAUCAUCCAUGCAACAAGUUCAGCAUACAGUCCCUAGCAAUCAUCCCAUAUUGUCGUUGAAUUGUACAGCAUAUAAAAUUGUUUCCUUUUCCAAACACGAGAACGCAUUGAAUAGUCUGACAUACCUUAGAAAAGCCUUAUACGCAAAGUUGUAGUUUUGGAAAAUUUUUUUAAGACCGGAUACAAAUAGAUUUUAUAGAUUGAGAAGUAUGUCUAUACCCCAGAGCAAUCAUUGCAACUUAUUUUCAUAAUCAACAUACAAAAACAAAGAUAUAUUUUAUACAUAUAUUGCAUGCACAUCCCAGGAAUCGUCUUGCUAAACGAGCUCAUCUUCUAUACGACAUAUAUAUUUAUAUCCUAGUAAAGUGAGAGAAAGUGAAAUAUUUACAGUUUUAACAUGUAAGCCCUGUAAAUUGCCUUGCGCGUUUUAUCAACUCCCCAGCCCAUUGCCCGAGUUGUGUUAUAAUUUUAAAAUAUUUUUUACGUCAUAUACACACGCAAACAUUUGUUAUUUAUUAUUAUUAUAACUAUUAUACAAGAAACUGUAUUGCUUUGAGCAUUUUUAUUCGACACUAGAUCGAUGAUUAUGAAUGAUUUGUUUGCAUGCGCGUUAUGCUUUAACCCAUAUAUGAGGAACAGAAACAAAAUACCGCCCAACGGGAUAGCUUUAAAAAAUUCCGUUGAAGGAUGGCAUGCAGUCGGAUUGUUGUACUCUUAAGAUCUAUGUUGUAUUUAAUGUAACUUUUAGUUGUAAUAAUCGAUUAUUGAAACGUAGUCUAAGCUACCAUUAUGUGAAGAUAAUUAUUUAUAAUUACAAUUAUGAUAACGAUUUUGCACUCCUCAUGCGAAUCGAAACGAGUAUAAACAAUGCAAAUCUUCUAUUGUCAUUUUUAUUAUGAUUAUGCUCACAGCUUUCGGCUAUAAUCAUCGAUUUAAUAUAAAAAGUCGGAUGGGUCCACAUCCAGUCACGAUUAGUUUCAAAUUGUGACUGUAAUUUAUAUUUAUGAUAUGAUUUUAAAUAAAUGUAUCUAUCGCUAUUAUUAAA
Messenger RNA from Drosophila teissieri, 6569 nucleotides. It is a transcript of the gene Pkn, whose product is annotated as serine/threonine-protein kinase N. Bases 477 to 5219 code for a protein of 1580 amino acids. Gene Ontology annotation, biological process: protein phosphorylation; signal transduction. The transcript is spliced from 11 exons. Gene Ontology annotation, molecular function: protein serine/threonine kinase activity; small GTPase binding; ATP binding. The record is from RefSeq and is a predicted model, not a curated record. Lineage: Eukaryota; Metazoa; Arthropoda; Insecta; Diptera; Drosophilidae.